Messenger RNA from Arabis nemorensis, 666 nucleotides. Lineage: Eukaryota; Viridiplantae; Streptophyta; Magnoliopsida; Brassicales; Brassicaceae. The record is from the annotation of a GenBank genome assembly.
AUGUCCACCGUGAGCUUGGAGGUUGCGUCAAUGGAUGCUACUAAGUUUCAACACACACCUUAUUACUGUGAAGAGAACGUGUAUCUACUCUGCAAGACGUUGUGUGAGAACGGUGUAGCGGAUACGUCGGGUUCCGAUCUGUUUGUUGUUUUCAUCUCGAAUGAGAAGAAGCAGGUUCCACUUUGGCAUCAGAAAGCUAGUAGCAGAGCUGAUGGGAUUGUACUGUGGGAUUAUCAUGUCAUCUGUGUCCAGAGGAAGAAAGAAAGUGAUUCUGAGCCUUUGGUGUGGGAUCUUGAUUCAACUUUGCCUUUCCCUUCACCCUUAACUUCAUAUGUGACUGAAACUAUCCAGCCAUCUUUUCAGCUUUUCGCAGAGUACCAGAGGUUCUUCCGCAUUGUGCAUGCUCCUCUCUUCUUUAGUCACUUUGCUUCUGAUAGAAGACACAUGAAAGAACCUGACGGAAGCUGGACCGCUCAACCUCCACCCUAUGAGCCCAUUGUUGCUCAAGACGGAAUCUUGCACAAUCUGAGCGAGUACAUUGCCAUGAGCGGUGCGGAUACACUGUCGACAAUGGAUCCUGACACGGUGAGAGCAGCAAUUUCCCAGAAACUUGGUGUUGUGGUGAGCCAUACUCAGCUUGAGGAGCUCUUCACCAAGCUUCCUUAA